This is a messenger RNA of Xiphias gladius (swordfish), 4281 nucleotides long. Its product is annotated as receptor tyrosine-protein kinase erbB-4-like. NCBI's taxonomy places the organism in Eukaryota, Metazoa, Chordata, Actinopteri, Istiophoriformes, Xiphiidae. The record is from RefSeq and is a predicted model, not a curated record. Gene Ontology annotation, cellular component: basal plasma membrane; signaling receptor complex. Gene Ontology annotation, biological process: protein phosphorylation; multicellular organism development; positive regulation of kinase activity. Gene Ontology annotation, molecular function: epidermal growth factor receptor binding; ATP binding; transmembrane receptor protein tyrosine kinase activity.
CAUACUGUAUCCAACUCGGGGAGUAAUGGCAUGAGUACCGCUUUAUACUGUUUAGACAAGCUUUACAGUGCGCGCGUCGGAAAACUAAUAUUCGACUCUCUCUGCAUCCACGUCAGUCACAAGUUAAACCUGCAGGCACCGAGAGGCGAGGCGGAGAACAGUCGAACAAACUGUAAACUUAGUCAAAAGCGACUAAAGUCCCCAAACUCGCAGGCUGAAGAGGCUUCAAACGCAAACGACUCAUCCUUUCUGGCUGUGUCAGGGAAGGAUACGCCGCUGGACAUGUGAAUUUAAAGGAGAUAAUUUCCAAGCACAAAAAUGAAACCAACGACUGCCCCGUGCUGCUUCGGCUUGCUCCUGACCUGCCUCUUGUUUGGGUCGAGCUCUUCCCAAUCAGUAUGUGCUGGCACAGAGAACAAGUUGAGCACACUUUCAGACCUGGAGCAGCAGUACCGCACCCUGAGGAAAUACUACGAGAACUGUGAAGUCGUAAUGGGCAACCUUGAGAUCACGAGCAUCGACCGCAGUCGGGACCUCACCUUCCUCAGAUCUAUCCGGGAAGUGACAGGCUAUGUGUUGGUGGCCCUGAACCAGUUUGACUACCUGCCUUUGGAGAACUUGAGGAUCAUCCGAGGAACCAAGCUGUACGAGGACCGCUACUCCCUCGCCAUCUUCCUCAACUACAGACGGGAUGGAAACUCCGGCCUGCGCCAGCUGGGUCUGAAAAACCUCACAGAGAUCCUGAGCGGAGGUGUUUAUGUCGACCAAAACAAGUUUCUAUGUCAUGCAGACACAAUCCACUGGCAAGACAUUGUCAAAAACCCACGUAUCCAUCCUGUGGUGGUGCCCACCAACAGCAGCGUUACAUGUCAAAAGUGCCAUCGUUCCUGUAAUGGUCGUUGCUGGGGACCCAAGGAGGACCAGUGUCAAAGCUUAACUAAGACAGUGUGUGCCGAGCAGUGUGACGGCCGUUGCUUCGGUCCCUAUGUUAGUGACUGCUGCCAUCGUGAGUGUGCAGGUGGCUGCUAUGGACCAAAGGAUACAGACUGCUUUGCCUGCACCAACUUCAAUGACAGUGGGGCAUGUGUGACCCAGUGCCCCCAGCCAUUUGUCUAUAACCCUACCACCUUCCAACUGGAACACAACCCCAGGGCAAAGUACACCUAUGGAGCCUUCUGUGUCAAGAAGUGUCCACAUAACUUUGUGGUGGACCAUAGCUCCUGCGUAAGAGCAUGCCCCAGUAACAAGAUGGAGGUGGAGGAGAAUCGCAUUAAGCUGUGCAUUCCUUGUACCGACAUCUGCCCGAAAGCAUGCGAUGGCAUUGGUACAGCCAGCCUACAGACUGCUCAGACAGUGGACUCGAGCAACAUUGACAAGUUUGUCAACUGCACAAAAAUCAAUGGCAACCUGGUGUUCCUUAUUACUGGAAUCAAAGGGGAUGUCUAUCACAAUAUUGAAGCUUUGGACCCAGAAAAACUCAAUGUAUUCCGCACCGUUCGGGAGAUCACAGGCUUUCUGAACAUCCAGUCUUGGCCUGACAACAUGACAGACUUGAGUGUUUUCUCCAACCUGGCAACUAUUGGGGGAAGAGCGCUGUACAGCGGGAUCUCCCUGCUGGUGUUAAAGCAGCAGGGCAUCUCAUCACUGCAGCUUCAGUCUCUACGAGAGAUCAGCGCUGGCAAUGUCCACAUCGCAGAGAACAGCCAGCUUUGCUACUACAGCACCGUCAACUGGACAAGACUGUUCCGCGCUGCAAACCAGAAGGUUCUGGUCCGCAACAACCGAAGCCCGCAGGAGUGCUCCAGGGAGCACAUGGUGUGUGACCCACUGUGUUCAGACGCAGGAUGUUGGGGUCCUGGCCCGGACCAGUGCCUCUCCUGCAGAUACUUCAGCCGUGGACGAACCUGUGUGGAUACCUGCAACCUUUAUGAAGGGGAUAUCCGAGAGUAUGCCAACGGGUCAGUGUGUGUGGAGUGUGAUGCCCAGUGCGAGCGAGCUGACGAUGACUCUUUGACCUGCCACGGUCCGGGCCCAGAGCAUUGUGUGAAAUGCCUUCAUUUCAAGGAUGGUCCAAAUUGUGUGGAAAAGUGUCCCGAUGGCCUUCAAGGUGCCAACAGCUUCAUCUUCAAAUAUGCUGAAGCCAACAAUGAAUGCCAUCCCUGCCAUAUCAACUGCACCCAGGGGUGCAUUGGACCAAGACUGCAAGACUGUAUUGGCUGGAUGGACAGAACCCCUCUGAUUGCUGCAGGGGUGAUCGGUGGCCUUUUUAUGGUGGUGAUCAUGGUGCUGAGCGUAGCAGUGUCGGUGCGCCGGAAGAACAUAAAGAAGAAGAGAGCUCUUCGUCGCUUCCUGGAGACAGAGCUGGUGGAACCUUUAACACCCAGCGGAACAGCACCAAACCAAGCCCAGCUCCGCAUCCUGAAGGAGACAGAACUCAAAAGGGUCAAGAUCCUCGGCUCUGGGGCUUUUGGGACUGUUUACAAGGGUAUUUGGGUCCCGGAGGGUGAAACUGUGAAGAUUCCGGUAGCCAUUAAAAUCCUAAAUGAGGCCACCGGACCCAAGGCUAAUGUGGAGUUCAUGGAUGAGGCCCUGAUCAUGGCUAGCAUGGAGCACCCCCACCUGGUCCGCUUGCUGGGUGUCUGCCUGAGUCCCACCAUCCAGCUGGUCACACAACUGAUGCCUCUCGGGUGCCUGCUCGACUAUGUCCAUGAGCACAAGGAUAACAUUGGAUCCCAGCUGUUACUCAAUUGGUGUGUCCAGAUUGCCAAGGGGAUGAUGUAUCUGGAGGAGCGUAGGCUGGUCCACAGGGAUCUAGCAGCCCGAAAUGUCCUGGUCAAAUCUCCCAACCACAUCAAGAUCACCGACUUUGGCCUAGCUCGCCUGCUGGAUGUUAAUGAGAAGGAAUAUAAUGCUGAUGGAGGAAAGAUGCCCAUCAAGUGGAUGGCCUUGGAAUGUAUCCAUUACAGGAAGUUUACACAUCAGAGUGAUGUUUGGAGUUAUGGGGUAACCAUCUGGGAGCUGAUGACCUUUGGAGGGAAGCCAUAUGAUGGGAUUUCCACCAGAGAUAUCCCAGACCUGCUAGAGAAAGGAGAGCGUCUUCCGCAGCCGCCCAUCUGCACCAUCGAUGUCUACAUGGUCAUGGUCAAAUGCUGGAUGAUUGAUGCAGACAGUCGACCCAAGUUCAAGGAGCUGGCUGCAGAGUUCACUCGAAUGGCUCGUGAUCCCCAGAGAUACCUAGUCAUCCAGGGUGACGAUCGCAUGAAGCUGCCCAGCCCCAACAACAGCAAGUUCUUCCAGAGCCUCUUGGAUGAGGAGGAGCUGGAGGACCUGAUGGACGCUGAGGAGUAUCUGGUCCCCCACUCCUUCAACAUUCCACCACUGGCAUACACUCCCCGCCCACGCAUGGACUCCAGCAAGAACCAGUUUGGCUACCAGGACCCCAGUUUCGGCAUGGAAGACAUGCUGGCCACCCUCCCCAGAGUCUCUGUUCCACCAGUGUCUGCAAGCUGCCUCACUCCGCAGGACCUGGCCUCAGGGGGGCAAAUUGGUGGCGUAUUUGGCCGUGGCAGCCAGGAUGACCCCCGCUGCAAUGGCACCCUGAGGAAGCAGGUCUCCCCAAGGUCAAACACCCUUGGGGCUGGCUCAGGUCUCACUACAGGACAAGCUUCCCAAGUUGGAGGGGAGGACAGUAGUGGACAGCGUUACAGUGCCGAUCCAACCGGUCUUUUAACAGAACGAGGAACAAAAGGAGACAAAGACCAGGAUGGCUACAUGAGUGCCAUGAGAGACAAGAACAACUCAGACUAUCUCAACCCUGUAGAGGAGAACCCCUUCGUCACGCGUCGGAGGAAUGGUGAUGCACAUGCAGUGAUUGAUGGAGCAGGUUGCCACACCCUGCACAUGGCUGGAGCUGCUGCUGCCCUCAAAAGCCAGUCCACCCACAGGGACGAUGAGUAUGUCAACGAGCCACUGUACCUGAACACCUUCCUUAACCUGGGGACAAAAACGGAUUGGCUGGCGCACAGCACCAUCAUGUUUGAUAAGAAAGGCAAGAAGGCCACUUUUGACAAUCCUGAAUACUGGCAGCACAGUCUCCCCCCAAAGUCCUCACUGCACAAUCCUGAGUACCUGCAGGACUGCAGCACACGUUUUUUCUACCGGCAGAAUGGACGAAUUCGCCCUGCUGUGGCCGAAAACCAGGAAUAUUUGUCCGAGGCUGCUAUGAAAGCCGGCAAUGUGUUGCCACCCCCUCCGUACAGGCAGAGGAACACUGUAGUGUAG